Molecule: messenger RNA, 3811 nt
Organism: Aphidius gifuensis
Lineage: Eukaryota; Metazoa; Arthropoda; Insecta; Hymenoptera; Braconidae
Gene: TBCD
Product: tubulin-specific chaperone D
Exons: 2
Coding region: 273-3770 (1165 amino acids)
Biological process (GO): post-chaperonin tubulin folding pathway; adherens junction assembly; microtubule cytoskeleton organization
Cellular component (GO): lateral plasma membrane
Molecular function (GO): GTPase activator activity; beta-tubulin binding
Source: RefSeq, a predicted model, not a curated record
AUAUAAAAAAAAAAAACAAAAAAUAAAUAAAUAAAUAAAUGUGAAUUUUUUACAUCCUUAAAUGUCAAAAUAUGACUCAAUAAUAAUUAAAUAUUUUUUGAAUGACAGCUGUUAUUUAUUAUCAACAAAAACAAAUAAAUAAAUAAUUUAAAAAAAAAGAUAUGUUUAUAAAUCAUAUCUAUUAUUAAUUAAUAUCGAAAAAAUAAUAAAUACUGUCAUUAAAUUGUUUAAUAAUCUUAAAUAAUAAUAAUAAUUUUGUUUUUUUAUUUAAAAUGGUGCUAAAUGAUGGUCCAGAUGUUGAAACAACUGGUUGUGGUUUCAAUGCAUUUACUGAAAUUGAAGAAAUAAAAGAUCUGAUAAAUCAGCUAAAAAUGACUGAUUUAAAUGACAGAAAAAUUGAAUGGAAUCGUGAAAAAUUUAAAUUUAUAUUAUCACAAUAUCAAGAACAGCCUCAUUUACUUGAUCCACAUCUUGAUAUUAUUUUAAAUCCAAUGCUUGAUAUGAUAAAAGAUGAUAAUAUAUCAGAACAACAAAAACAUAAUGUAUUUAAAUACAUGUUUACAUUAAUGAGUGUUAAAACAUAUAAAAAAAUAGUAACACAUUUACCACAUGAAGUUAUUGAUUUACUACCAGUAUUACGUUUGUUAGAAAAACAAAAUCCAAAUGAUUUAGAUACUUGGGAGACACGUUAUGUAUUAUUAAUUUGGCUAUCAAUAAUAUCAAAAAUACCAUUUCCUUUAUCACGUCUUGAGACAUCAGAUAAUGUUAAAAAAACAGAAACUGUAUUAUUUCGUAUACUUGAUAUUUGUAAAAUAUAUUGUAUGACUAAAGAUUCAUGUCCAGUUGCUGCUGUAUAUUUAAUUGCAAAUUUUUUAACACGUUCUGAUGUUAAAUAUCCAUAUCUUGAAGAAAUGAUUGAAUGGUGUUUAAAAUGUUUAGAACAAGAUAAAGAUUGUCAUGGUCCAUUAGCUGUACUAGCAUCAAUAUUAAAACAUUGUGCACGUCAAGAUUUAAAGCCAUAUUGUCAAAAAUUAUUUGAUAAAAUAACAAAACUUGAAUUAUCAAAUAGUUCUGGUAGUCUUGUACGUAGAUAUGAAAUUAAAGUUGUACAAAGAAUUGGUUUUGUAUUAUUAAAACCACAACUUGCUGCAUGGAGAUAUCAAAAAAAUCAACAAAAAAUUGGUUUAUUAUCAAAAACAAGUGGUAAUGAUAAUGACAAUGAUAAUAAUAAUGUUGAUGAUGAUAUAAAAAGUAAAAUUGAUGAUAUAUCAACAAUGGAAAUUGAUGAUCAAGAUAUACCACCAAUAAUUGAAGAUAUUAUUGAACAAUUAAUACAAGGUUUACGUGAUAAAAUAAUAACAAUAAGAUGGUCAGCAGCUAAAGGAAUUGGUAGAAUUGUAUCAAGAUUACCAGUUGAUUUAGCUGAUGAAGUUGUUGGUUUUGUAUUAAAUUUAUUUACUGGACGUGAACAAGAUUCAGCAUGGCAUGGUGGUUGUUUAGCACUUGCUGAACUUGGUAGAAGAGGUUUAUUAUUACCACAUCGUUUAGAUGAUGUUAUACCAGUUGUAUUAAAAGCUCUAGUAUUUGAUGAACCACGUGCAUAUGGUUCAAUUGGUGCAAUAAUACGUGAUGCAGCAUGUUAUGUUUGUUGGGCAUUUGGACGUGCAUUUGAACCAAAUGAUUUUCAACCAUAUGUUAAAAAAAUUGCAGCAACAUUAUUAAUUGUAACAUGUUUUGAUCGUGAAAUUAAUUGUCGACGUGCUGCAUCAGCUGCAUUUCAAGAAAAUGUUGGUAGACAAGGUAAUUUUCCACAUGGUAUUGAUAUAUCAACAACUGCUGAUUAUUUUGAAGUUGGUGUUAGAAGUCAUGCUUAUCUUAAAAUAAGUGUUUAUAUAUCAAAAUAUGAAGAAUAUACAAUACCAAUGAUUGAACAUUUAGUUAAAAAAAAAAUUGGCCAUUGGGAUACAGCAAUACGUGAAUUAACAGCAAAAGCAUUAUCAAAUUUAACAUCAUCUGAUCCACAAUAUAUGAUUGAAACAAUAUUACCAACUCUCAUUGAUAAUUUAAGUUCAAUUGAUUUAAAUGUACGUCAUGGUUCAAUUAUUGCUAUUGCUGAAAUUAUUGAAGCACUUUAUUUACAUUAUAAUACCAUUAAUAUUAGUGAUAUUAUUGGUGUACCAGAACUUGAAGAAAUUAAAAAAAUUGUUAAUACAUUUAAAUUACGUGGACAAUUUAAAGGUCUUGGUGGUGAACUAAUGAAACAAGCAUGUGCUGUGUUAAUACGUAAAUUAUCAAAUUGUCAUUAUCCAGUACAUGAAACAAGUAUCAUUGAUGAUUGGCAAAAUUUACUUGAAGAAUGUUUAUAUCAUGAAGUUGCAAUUGUUAAAUUAAAAUCAGCUGAAGCACAUACAUCAUUUUUCAAUGAAUAUUAUUCAGAUAAAAUAAUAACAAAUGAUAAAAGAAAUAUUAUUAUAAAUAGAUAUCUUGAUAAUUUAAAAUCAAAUAAUCAAAUAAUAAGAAUUGGUGUUGCUGAAGCUAUUGGUUAUUUUCCAGUAUUUAUACUUAAAGAAAGAUUUAAUGAUAUAUUUAAUGGAUUAAAAUUAUGUUCACAAAUAACUGAUGAUACAUUAAGAUGGGCUGAAAGUAGAAAAAAAGCAUUAAAUUCAUUGACAAUGAUUGUACAGACACUUGGUGCUGAUAACAGCAAUAUUUGGAGCAAAUAUGUAUCAGAAUUAUAUGAUUGUUAUUUAUUGGCAUUAAAAGAAUAUACAAUUGAUAGUCGUGGUGAUAUUGGUGCAUGGGUACGUGAAUCUGUUAUGUCAGGUUUACAUAUAUUAACAAUUUUAAUAUCAUCAGCAAAUUUAUCAUCAUCAUGUUUAACGGAAUCAUUGAUGACUGAAAUUAUUGGUGGUAUUGCACAACAAGCUGUUGAAAGAAUUGAUCGUACACGUGUACAAGCUGGUACUGUAUUUUAUGCAUUAAUUAAUUGUCAACCAAAAUUACCAAAUAUUCCAUAUCAUGAUGAAUUAAUAAAAAUAUUUACGAAUGAUAAUUCAAAUGAUGAUAUUAAUUGGAAUAAUGCAUCAGAUAUAUUUCCACGUUUUAUUAAAAUGCUUGAUUAUCCAGUUUAUGUUGAUAAAAUUUUACGUGGUAUUAUAUUUAGUGUUGGUGGAUUAAGUGAAUCACUUGUUAAAUAUUCAUCAGUAUCAUUUUUUGAUUAUUUAAGUGAGCUUAAUGAUGAAAAACUUGAUGAAUUAUUAAAUAAAAUACUUGAUAUAUUUGAAGAUUGUCAUAAACAAGAACGUAUGAUAACAUCAAUUAUGGCAUUUUUAGAUAGACUCAUGAGUUCUGGUUGUGUACAAUCAAUAUUUGAUGAUCCAGAUAGUAAAAUACCAGAUAGAAUGUUACAAUUAUUAAAGAAAGAAAAAAAAACAAUUACAAAUACUAAACUUAUCAUUAGUAUUAUCAAAGUAUUUUGUCAACUUUUACAGGUCAGAGGAGCUGUUGGUAAACAGGCAUUUUUACAGCUCAGUAUAAUGCUGUGUAAUAAAUUUCAAGGUAUAAGAAAAGCAACUGCUGUUAGAAUGUAUGAAGCAUUGACAUUGUACGGUGAAGAUAUGGAUUUAAGUGAUGAUAAUUUAAGUAAAUUAUUAACUGAAUUAAAUGGCACUAGUUGGGAACAACCUGUUGAUAUUUUACGACCAAAAAGAAAUUAUUUAUGCGAGUUAAUGGAUGUUGCACCACCAGUACUUGUUAAAAAAACAGCUUAAAUUAUCUUUUAAUAACUAAACAUAAAAACAAUUUAUAUAAC